Messenger RNA from Grus americana (Whooping crane), 1415 nucleotides. Its product is annotated as E3 ubiquitin-protein ligase RNF213-like. Gene Ontology annotation, molecular function: ubiquitin-protein transferase activity; ATP hydrolysis activity. The transcript has 3 exons. The record is from RefSeq and is a predicted model, not a curated record. Bases 371 to 673 code for a protein of 100 amino acids. Lineage: Eukaryota; Metazoa; Chordata; Aves; Gruiformes; Gruidae.
UUCAAGAAUAAGCAACUCGAUUUUAUGACCCAAGACUUAAUGAAGGUGAAAAAAAACCUUUGAGUGACGUUCCCCAGGGGAGUUUUGGAAUUUUUGAGGGAACUUGUGGAAUGUGUGAGGAAAGGUUUUACCUCCUGGAUCAAGACCAGAAUAAAAGGUGGGCUGGAAGGAAGGAAGUCAUCAGCUACAGCGACAGGAGACCACUUGGUCCUUGUCUGUCUCCACAUCCAAUAGUGUUAGAUGAAUCAGAACAGAGAAAUUCCUCAACUCUCUCUCUUAUUUUUCUUUUUCCUUUACUUUUUUUUCCCCAGACGAGACAGAAAUCCCCGUAUUUGUGGAACUGGCAUCAAUUUCUGCCACUAAAAAUGACAUGUGUAUCGAUACAGUGAGUUUCUUCCGUGAUACCAUGGCUGCUUUUGCCCCCAUCAGAUUAGACCCGAGUCCCACAGCUGAGUUUGACCCGUUCGCUGCAGCUCCAUCUUUCGCCAGAGAAGCCAUCGCAAAAGACAGUGAACUUCCCAAGAAGCUGAAAGAUUCCUGUGACAACAGAGAGUGGAUAAAGAUGGUUCACGACUCUCAUGGCUCUGUGGAGCAUUCUUUGAUCUCUCAAGCCGGAAGCAUCAACAGAAAUGGGGUUUUUUACCAUCUCGGCACCUUCAAAAUUCAAGGCUAGGCUAGAAGACUGCGUCUCAUUGUGACUGCUCAAUGACAGCGAGGAGAGCACAUCUCCAGCAGACCAAAAGACCAAGAAAUACAGUUUGUCUCAGCUCGUGGCACUCCAGAAUGAGCUGACGUUGGUGGCCACCAAGGUUGAGCAAGGCAGGGAGGAGGCAAACCGUUUCCUGGAGGUGAGUCACAGCACAGCACCAACAUCUACCUGAAAAAUGGCGACGGUUCGGUUUGGGAUUUUGCUGGAAUUAUUUCCGGGAGACUCAUCCAUGACCUGCAGUUCUGGCCUUCCGUGAGCAGAGGUGUUGCUCUAGGAUGACGCCCAUUUCUCAAGCGACGGGAGUGGGAUUUGUCCAUUGUUCCUCACUUCUGGUGCCCAACAGCCCAUUCAAGACCUUUCAUGCUUAACUAUGGAUGGACUCCUAGAAUGGUUUGGGUUGGAAAGGACCUUUGAAGCCCAUCUAGUCCACCACCCCUGCCAUGGACAGGGACACCUUUCACUAGAUCACGUUGCUCAAAGCCCUAUCCAAUGUGACCAUGAACACUUCUGGUGAUGGGACAUCCACAGCUUCUCUGGGCAACCUGUUCCAGCAUCCCACCCUCCUUAUUGUACAAAGUUUCUUCUUUAUAGACGAUCUAAAUCCACCCUCUUUCAUGUUAAAACCAUUGUCCCUUGUCCUGUUGCCACAGGCCUUUGUAAAAAGUCUCUCUCCAUCUUUCUUCUAAGAUCCGCCUUAUUGAGCAGC